CCGCACUUGAGUGACAAAAUCCCACUCAUAUACUACGACGACAACAGUAUAUAACAACCAUAAACAUAGCCAAAUCAAGACCCUCCUCUCCUCCGGAAAACUCCCAGUUUAGUUUUCUCUUUAGUUCGGCCUGUUUUUCAGAGUAGAAAGCUUGGUCUUUGUAUCUGUGUUAUUGUUAACUAAGCAGAAAUGAGCUACCCUGCUCCAGGUUAUAAUCAAGGACCCCCACCAUAUCAAGGACAGCCACAAUAUCAAACACCCCCACCUCCAGUGACGGCACCGCCAUAUCAAAGACCCGAGGAAACUGGUUUCCUUGAGGGAUGUCUAGCGGCUUUAUGUUGCUGUUUCCUUUUUGAAGAGUGUUGCAGCGACGACCCUGCACCACCUCCUCCUCCAAUUAAUAAUAAUUAUUAUCAGGAGCAGAGCUUUAAUGUUGAGCAGAACUUUUAGGGGCCGGUCCAGUACUAAAAAAAAGUACAACAUGACCAAUUGCGGCACAAGUUGUCUUUUUUUUUUGGCACUAGACUUUUUCAAUUGUAGUGUAAUGCUUGAGCGUGUUCUUAUUGGAUCACCAUGCGUGCUUAUGUUUUCAAUUUUUUUUCUUUGGUGAGCAAAACUUAUGCUUUUACGUUUUAGUUAGUUCUUGUCUAUCUUCAUCAUUGUGGUGGAGUACUUCUCAGACUGUAUUCAUCAAUUUUAGCUUUUAUCUGGAUUGUUGGGUUGCUAUUUUUUC
Quercus robur (English oak) is the source of this 733-nucleotide messenger RNA. RefSeq names its product protein CYSTEINE-RICH TRANSMEMBRANE MODULE 11-like. The record is from RefSeq and is a predicted model, not a curated record. The transcript has 3 exons. Bases 190 to 450 code for a protein of 86 amino acids. Gene Ontology annotation, cellular component: plasma membrane. Lineage: Eukaryota; Viridiplantae; Streptophyta; Magnoliopsida; Fagales; Fagaceae.